UCAAAACGACUUAGGGUAGAGUCGUCUGAUUCCUGCAAUUUCGAUUCCACUGAAACACGAACUCCCUCUGCGCUCUCUGUCUCCGCAGGACACGACCUUUUUCCCACCAAAUCCCAUCUCAAAGUCUCCGAAUUUCGAACGCGAACAUGCACGGAGAAGACGGGGACCGUCUAAAGGAGAGGAUGAAAAGCGACUGCAGGAAGAUCAUGGAGAGCAUCAACGCAAUGUGUUUCGAGAACCUGAACGACGAGCAGGUGCACUCGCUGGUGCUGAUGCGGGAAAUCGCGCGCGGAGUUUUGACCAAUCGGGUCGAGAAGGUAACCUCCAGUGACGUCAAAAAGGCCUUGUCUUCGAGCAUUGAGAAGAUGGUGGAUUCUUGUAGGGAGGUGGCAAGCAUUUUGGGUGGGAUUUCAUGUGAUGGGUUGGGUACGGAAGAUGUCAAAAAGGUGACAAGGAUGAAGGAGAUUGCAAUGGGGAUUGUGAGCAAACGACCCAGAGUUGUAACCAUGCUGGGUUGUGAGCCUGGUGAACUGGGUGAUGGAGCUGAAGAUUUUGAUAUAAGUGAAAAGAAUGUGUGGAGUGGAGGGAUAGAAAGCGAGUUUAGAAAUGAGGAUGGGACCCCAAGUGAGUUGGGGAAAGCCCGGUUUAUGGGGUAACACACACGUCCAAUGGGAAUUCCCAGUUGGGAGGACUAGAGUCUGAGAGGACGAUUGGUGAAGAUAUGUAUGCAGCAGUGGAAGCAGUUUCCAAAGAUGAAGACGGUUGGACAGCGAUGGGAGGAAGUGUUGCGGAUGCGAUGAUGAAUACUGGCCAUGAGGAGCACUUUGGCAGGGUUGAAGGGUUGAUGUUCGAAGAUGAUUGCCUCGUGGUGGUAGCUGAUGAGUUUGGGAGUGAAGAUUGUCAAGUUGGGGUGCAGAAUUCUUUGUCACAGUCAACCCUUCAGCACCCAUGUUUGUGGCCUUCAGAUG
This is a messenger RNA of Pyrus x bretschneideri (Chinese white pear), 968 nucleotides long. RefSeq lists its product as uncharacterized. NCBI's taxonomy places the organism in Eukaryota, Viridiplantae, Streptophyta, Magnoliopsida, Rosales, Rosaceae. The record is from RefSeq and is a predicted model, not a curated record. The coding region runs from base 147 to 656 and encodes 169 amino acids. The transcript is spliced from 4 exons.